This is a messenger RNA of Drosophila novamexicana, 2417 nucleotides long. RefSeq names its product organic cation transporter-like protein. Bases 527 to 2143 code for a protein of 538 amino acids. Lineage: Eukaryota; Metazoa; Arthropoda; Insecta; Diptera; Drosophilidae. Gene Ontology annotation, molecular function: transmembrane transporter activity. Gene Ontology annotation, biological process: transmembrane transport. The transcript is spliced from 5 exons. Gene Ontology annotation, cellular component: membrane. The record is from RefSeq and is a predicted model, not a curated record.
GAACGGGGUACUAUCGAAUAGAGUUUUCUUACUAAAUUUGAUAAAGUAAGAAAUCUCAGCAUUAAUCAGUGUUCCAAAGACGAUUGCCGCACUUGCCCCUGGGCAACAUCCUUGAAUUAAAUAGAUCGCCAGCAAUGACAUUAAUUAAAAGUAUUUGUAAACAAACUACAACGUUCUUAACCUGAAACAUAAUGAUCUUCACUUUUUAAAUUGAGUCUGACAAACAUUAGGCAUGCCUUGACACUUCUAUGUGAAAUCUGUGAAACCUAAAUUAUACAUUUUUGUUUUUCAUGAAGCUUAGACGUUCCGGGAAUUCAAAGCGCUAAUUGACUUUAGUAACUAAACGAAUUCCGCUCAACGCGAAAAAAGGCCAAUUAAAUUAAAUGAGAUGCGAUGCACACGCCACAAGUGCAGCAAUACAUUAAGGCCAUAGGCUAACGUGGGUCAAGUUCGGGGGAGUCCUUCUACUAGACUGCGUCGGCUGGUAAAUGUGAAUGUAGCUGGAGUUAGAAACAAAAAUAGCACAAUGCUGGAAGUGGACAAAAUGUUGGAAAAGUGCGGCGACUUCAGUCGACUGCAGGUGUUUAUGCUGCUACUUUUCAGUGUGAUCAAUUUGCUCUCGGCCAUGCAUUACUAUUCGCAGACGAUCAUAAGUUUUGUGCCCAAGUACUGGUGCGCUGAUGGCCAGGAGUUGGAAACAGCAGCUCCAGAUGUAUCCAGCUGCCAGCCACUGAACACAAAUGCAACAGGGCAUGAGACCUGCCAUAGCUACAACUAUGAGACAUACAUGGGCUAUCAGAGUUUCACCAGCGAAAUGAACUGGAUAUGCGGUGAGGCGUGGAAACUAACCUUGGGCCAGUCCAUGUUCUUUGUAGGUUCCGUGGUAGGCACUCUUGUGCUGGGCUAUCUGGCAGAUAUAGUGGGUCGGUUGCCCAUACUUAUAUUGGCGAAUCUUAUUGCCAUGACGGGCAACUUAUUGACCAUUUUUGGCACGAGUCUGCCUCUAUUUUGUAUAUUUCGACUUAUUGCCGGCUUCGCCACUGACAGCAACUUUUUGAUGAUGUACAUUCUGGUUAUGGAAUAUAUGCGUCCCUCAUUACGCACCAUUGGCCUGAGUGUCUGCAUCGGCAUCUUUUACUGUUUGGGCUCAAUGGGCGCGCCCUGGGUGGCGGUGCUCAUGGGCAGCUGGCGUGGUUUCCUGCUUGUUACCUCGCUGCCGUUCGCAUUGGUGCCGCUGUUCUAUUUCAUUGUGCCGGAGAGCGUGCAGUGGCUGAUAUCAAAGCAGAAAUACGACAAGGCUAUGGCCUGCCUGAAGCGCGUGGCCAAGAUCAAUGGCCGCCAACUUGACGAUAGCGUCUAUGCGCAGUUCAUUGCGGACUGCAAAUUAAGUCAGCAAAAUACGAAGACUACGCCGAAUCUACUGGACCUCUUCAAGACGACCCGCCUGCGCCGCAACACUUUCAUACUGUUCUUCAAAUCCAUGGUCAUUACCCUCUGCUACGAUGCCGUCUCACGAAAUGUGCAAGGCCUUGGCAUUUCGCCAUUUAUCAUGUUCUCACUGAGCGCAACCACGAUUCUGCCUGCUUGCCUGAUACUCAUUGCUCUGCAAGAUCGCAUCGGGCGCAAGGCAAUGGCUUCCUCAUCGCUGCUCCUCAGUGGCGUUUUCAUCUCGGUAACGGGCAUCGUUCUCUAUACCGCCAGUAAUCACAACACCACAAUAGUGGUAACGCUUUCCGUGAUUGGGCGCUUCGGUGUCACCGUGGCCUACAACUCGGCCGCCCAGUACGCCACGGAGCUGAUACCAACAUGUGUGCGUGGCCAGGGAGUGGCUGCCGUGCAUGUCAUGGGCUAUGCGUUCACAUUCUUCAGUGCAUACAUUUUGUACACGCGGACAGUGUUCUCGCCGCUGCCGGAGAUCAUUCUGGGCGUGCUCUCCUUGCUGGGCGCCUGCUUGUGCCUGCUGCUGCCGGAGACGCUGCAUCGCACGCUGCCCACCUCACUGGAGGAAGGCGAGAAGUUCGGCAUUAACGAGCACUGGUACACAUUUAGCUGCAUGGAGAAACGCUCGCAGUCGGUAAUGAAACUCGCUCCGGCACGUGGCAAGUCGCUUUCCGCUUCCACUGAUUCCUCCUUUUAUUUUUAAGGGCAGGUCAUAUCAACUCUUUUUUAUAGAAAAUGUUAGCAUACUUUUAAGCUCCAACUUAAAGUUGUAAGCUAAUUAGUUCAAGUAAUGAAUUACAAUCGAAAAUAGAAUUAGCUUUAGAUUAAGUCCUUGUGUAAACCAAAAUUUUAAUUUGAAGUUUAAAUAGUUAUUUUAAGUCUUAAAGUAAAUAUAUGUUUUAAAGUCAGUUCAUGAUUGCCCAAAAAAUACAAGUCAAACCUUCUACCUUAAUAAAAUGACAUUUAUAAUUUGAAGA